Oncorhynchus kisutch (coho salmon) is the source of this 762-nucleotide messenger RNA. Its product is annotated as acidic proline-rich protein PRP25-like. Bases 1 to 762 code for a protein of 253 amino acids. Lineage: Eukaryota; Metazoa; Chordata; Actinopteri; Salmoniformes; Salmonidae. The record is from RefSeq and is a predicted model, not a curated record. The transcript has 2 exons.
AUGACUGCCGGUGUGACGUGUAGGGAGGAAGAGCUGGUGGACAGAAUAGAAGAAGGAGAUAUACAAUACAAUGCAAUAACCCAGGGCAGGAACCCAGGGGCCGUGCAGAAACCCAGGGACCGUGCAGACACCCAGGGACCGUGCAGACACCCAGGGACCGUGCAGACACCCAGGGACCGUGCAGAAACCCAGGGCCCGUGCAGACACCCAGGGACCGUGCAGACACCCAGGGACCGUGCAGAAACCCAGGGACCGUGCAGAAACCCAGGGACCGUGCAGACACCCAGGGACCGUGCAGACACCCAGGGACCGUGCAGAAACCCAGGGACCGUGCAGACACCCAGGGGACGUGCAGACACCCAGGGACCAUGCAGAAACCCAGGGACCGUGCAGACACCCAGGGACCGUGCAGAAACCCAGGGACCGUGCAGACACCCAGGGACCGUGCAGAAACCCAGGGACCGUGCAGACACCCAGGGACCGUGCAGAAACCCUGGAACCGUGCAGAAACCCAGGGACCGUGCAGACACCCAGGGACCGUGCAGAAACCCUGGGACCGUGCAGAAACACAGGGACCGUGCAGACACCCAGGGACCGUGCAGAAACCCAGGGACCGUGCAGACACCCAGGGACCGUGCAGACACCCAGGGACCAUGCAGAAACCCAGGGACCGUGCAGACACCCAGGGAACGUGCAGAAACCCAGGGACCGUGCAGACACCCAGGGACCGUGCCAACAACUUUCUGCUCUCUUGUCCUCUAA